Molecule: messenger RNA, 2496 nt
Organism: Leishmania major strain Friedlin
Lineage: Eukaryota; Euglenozoa; Kinetoplastea; Trypanosomatida; Trypanosomatidae
Exons: 1
Coding region: 1-2496 (831 amino acids)
Source: RefSeq, a predicted model, not a curated record
AUGUCCAAAACCCUGCCCUCCAUUCAAGUCUAUCGUCCUGCUUCUGUGGAGCAAAGCCACUCCUACUCCCGCUCCUCUGCCCGCGGAGCAAGGCAUGAGGACCAUCAUCGCUCCUACGCGUCCUCGGCGCGUGUGCGCUCGGCCAGUCCAGGGGCCACGGCCGACUCCCAGUUCACCGGGCUUUCAACGUUGCCGCGGCUGCCGCAGGUGGAAUUCUCGCUGGGUCCCAUCCAGGAGCGCGUCAUUCCGCCUUACAACGACCUAGAGGACCCGCACCUGGUGCCGUACUGGGCACGGAAAGAGAUGCUGAUUCACGAGCGUGCCGAUCAGCGCCGCCGCCUACGUCGCCAGCAGGAGAUCGAGCAACAGCGCAAGGCAGCAGCGCGGCGCCGCUUCCUCCAGCGCCGUCACCAGGAGCGGGAAGAAAUGGCGUCCCGGAAGGGCGAGCAAAGUCGUCAGCGGGAAGAGGAGCAUCAGUCGACAACUAACAACGCGUUCAAGAACUCGCGGCGUGUGCCGACGAAGCCGUCGAGCGACCGCAAGAGCGGUGCCGCGGCAGGUGGGCGAUCCCGUCAGCAGGCGGCAGCGGCGGCAAGCCACCGCUACUAUGAGGCAAGCAGCGAGUUGCACGCGGUAGAUGUGGAAGAACGCGCGGCUGGCGGCUUGCCCGCAGACCAUGAAUACGUGACAAGCUCCUCGUCAGCGGCCACAAGUCGGAGUGCUUCCUCCCACAGCGACGCUGCCAGCAGCCACGGAAGCCGCCGUCACGACGAGGGGCGCUACGCUGAAGAGGACAGAGCUGCGGUACCUGCAGCGCCGGAGGCUGCUGACGAGGAGAGGACGUACCUUGACGAGGCAGGCUACCCCAUUGAAGCUGCGGAGAACGCGGAUGCGGUGAAGAAGGCCGCCCCGCGCUCCAUCAGCUCGAGGUCCUCCUCGGCGUCCUCUUCCUCGCCCUCUAGCAAUCGCCAGUGCUCCGACCACGAUCGCGCCGCCGAGGCGGCGAGGGAGCAGGCGAAGGCGGAAGCGCGCGCGGAGGCACACGCACGUGCAGGGGAGAAGUCAGAAGACUCCUACGGUGAUGAUGACUUCGAGAACGAGGUGUCGCCGUCGCGCCACCACUCGUCGGCGGCUGCGUCGUCUAAGUCGUCGUCCGCUGCUGCCUACUUGCUCCCCCACAAGGAGGACAGCGAUGCGGAGGCCCUGCCGGAACAGGAGGAGGUCCGCCCGCUCGAGGAGACGGAACAGGAAGCCAAGGAGGUGUACAGUGAUGACGAGUUUGAGAAGAGCUCCGCCUCCAGCGAUGCCGCUGUCGAUGCGGCGGGUGAGCCUGCGGAUCCGCUGCCGCAGCAACCGCAGUACACGGAGGAGGAAGAGAGCGGACCGCCAGCCGCCGACAAGGCCAACGAAGCCGCCAAGCCGGACGCUUACGAAGAGGACAGGUUCGAUGACGACGAGCUGUCUUCAAAGAAGACCUCGCCUGACGCCUCGGACGCGGAUGUGCCGCUGGCUGAAGAGCACGAGGACCAGUCGGAAGCCUAUCCAGAGGAUGCGCAGUGGGCCGGAGCGGCUUUGAUGGCCACCGAGGAUGCGAAGCCAGCGGAGGACGAGGACGAGGACAAGUACAGCGACGACGGCUUCUUCAAGGACGACACCGCGGACAGCGCCGCCGCGGUGGAACCGCAGCCAUACGAUUCGCUGGAUGCCGCCGCCCACGACGACGACGCCGUGGAGGCCAAGAGCGACGUAGCCGACGACGCCUACGAGGAGGACGACUUCGAGAAUGACCUGCCCUCCAAGAAGUCGUCGGCGGCCUCGGACGCGGAUGUGCCGCUGGCUGAAGAGCACGAGGACCAGUCGGAAGCCUAUCCAGAGGAUGCACAGUGGGCCGGAGCGGCUUUGAUGGCCACCGAGGAUGCGAAGCCAGCGGAGGACGAGGACGAGGACAAGUACAGCGACGACGGCUUCUUCAAGGACGACACCGCGGACAGCGCCGCCGCGGUGGAACCGCAGCCAUACGAUUCGCUGGAUGCCGCCGCCCACGACGACGACGCCGUGGAGGCCAAGAGCGACGUAGCCGACGACGCCUACGAGGAGGACGACUUCGAGAAUGACCUGCCCUCCAAGAAGUCGUCGGCGGCUUCGGACGCGCCGCGAUCGUCCGCCGCGGGAUCGAGGAAGAGCGACGCCCCCAAGGAAGAUGUCGCGGACGAAUUUGAAGAGGAGCUCUCCCCGAGGAAGGCGGCCGAUGCGGAGCACAAGCGGGAGGGGUCAGCGAUGUCGUCGUCGGCUAUUGCGCCGUUGCCGGUAGUGCAGUCUGCGCCGUCGUUACCCUCCUCGUCCAUUUCAGACUCGGAGGUUGCCCCUGCGUUGGCCUCCGCUGUGAAACCUGCCGCAGAAAUGUCGCACAGCAGCAGCGGAGCGGGCAUGGACGCUGAGGAGUUGGGCAGCGGCGCCAACGAUGCCUACGCAGAUGACUUCGAUGAGGAUAUGUAG